UCUCUCUCUCUCUCUCUCUCUCUCGGGGGUCCUUUCUCUUCUCUAUUUUUCCUUGUAUCUUGUUGGGUUCUCCCCCCUUUGUGUUUUUCUUAUUUCUUUUCUUGGGUCUCUCUCUUUUGUUUUGUUGGGUCUUUUUACUCAUUACCCAUUUCCUGUUUCUUUUGCUGCUCUCUCUCUCUCUCUCUCUCUCUCUCUCUCUCUGUUUUUUUCUUGUUUCUUUUGUUGAGUCUCUCUCUCUCAUCAUCUACUUUUUUCUGCUUCUUUUGCUGGGACCCUUCUCCUGUUAUUAUUAUUUCUUCUACACACGGCAACCUCACUCCACGCCUCCACUCUCUCUCUCUCUCUCACUUUCAUCUAUCUCUCUGCUUUAUUAGUAGGGUGUGAGAUGGCAGAGGAUUUAGACGACGGAGAGUUCUGGCUUCCUUCCCACUUCCUAGCUGACGAUACCUUCAUGGAGAAGAAAAACAGAGCUGCUGCUCAUGAUAACUCUCUCUGCUUUCCUGACGAGUUCCCUUACUGGUUCGGCUCAGCACUGAGUUCGCCUGUCGAGUCGGUUGUCGGCUCCACUGAGACCGAGAGCGACGAGGAGGAUUACCUCGCCGGGUUGACUCGGCAGAUGGCCCAUACCAUGUUGCAGGAAGAGGAGAAACUCGGUGCUUUCCCAGCAUAUGGGAAGGAGAACUCUAACACGAAGGUCUUAGCUAGUUCCCCACAAUCGACGCUUUGUGCAGUCGGGAGCUGGUCUGGAUGUAGCCACGGGUCGAGCCGUGGAAGCUCUAACGGUCCAUCACAGGUAUCAUCGCCGCCAUCCACACCUUUGGAUCGAAAAGACGACGCUUGGGAUCUGCUUUACGCUGCAGCAGGCCAGGUUGUGAGAAUGAAGAUGAACGAUGAGGUGCCGAAGUUCCAAGGUCGGGGGCUGCUUGGUCCCCCAAGAAAACCAGCACCACCGGCAACAUCUGGGCCGUUGAAAACGCCAUGCGCCGGGUACUACUCCAAUCAAGUUCUUGCCCACCAGCAAAUGCAGAGUUCCCAGUUUCAGCAGCUGAAGCAGCAGCAGCAGCUGAUGAAGCAGCAGCAGCAACAACAACAGCAAUGCUCAGUUUGGGGAAGACAGGAGAAGGUCGUUCAACCCCAACAGCAGCUUCAGAGUAGAGCGAGUGUCGGUGGAUUUGGGAAUGGAAGAAGUGGAAGGCCCUUAGGUUUAUCUUCCUCUGCAUGGCCGCCUCUGCAGCAGCAGCAACAACAACCGCAGGCCGGUUCGGGGAUGAGAGCGGUGUUCCUUGGAGGUACCGGUUCAAGAAGGGAGUCUUGCGGAACCGGCGUUUUUCUUCCAAGGAGAGCCGGCAAUCCAACCGACACAAGAAAGAAGCCAGCUUGCUCGACCGUUCUUCUCCCAGCCAGAGUCGUCCAAGCUCUGAACUUGAAUCUCGAUGAAAUGGGCACUGCUCAGCCUCGCUUCCAAGGAGGGGCCUUUCUCCAUCAUCUCGAUCAUGAAGCAAUGGUAGCAGCUCGAAGCAACCCCACCCUUCUCACUCAGCAGCAGAAGCGCAACAACAGCAACAUCCGCCCCACUCCCAUCAUCAACACCAACACCAGUCACCAUGAAAUCCGUCUCCCUCAGGAAUGGACUUAUUAGCCGUUGUUCUUUUCAUUUCUUCACUAGAUCUCUCUUACUGAUGUAUGAUGGGUUUUUGAAGAUUAAAAAAAACAAAAAGGAAGGAAAAAAAAAAAGAAAGCUUGAAUAGGAGUAGAAAUUCUAUAUUCGAUUUGGGAAGAAAAAAGGAAAAAAAAUGGAAAGAAAUGAGAAGAAAUAAGUCCUGUUUUUUCUUUUUUGGAGGUGGAAGGUGUUGGGAAAAUUGCAGAACAGAAUGGAAAGUAAGGAGUGGCGUUUUUGUAAUAAGUCAGUCUCCGAAGGGGUGGUUUUUGGUUUUAAUCCUCUGGCCUCUGAAGUUCCUUUUUGAAAUCCCAGAGUAGGGGAGAAACCCCAGAAUAAAAGAAGAAUCUCUGUUUUCUUUUUUGUUUUUGGUUGUGUUAUGAUGAUGAAGGUGCACCAAAGCUUAUGUAAUCCGCUAUGUACUGUAUAAUUAAAGGAAGUGGUAUUCGUUAAUACCAGAGCGGUUUUCUUU
Messenger RNA from Magnolia sinica, 2129 nucleotides. RefSeq lists its product as uncharacterized. The coding region runs from base 386 to 1639 and encodes 417 amino acids. The record is from RefSeq and is a predicted model, not a curated record. Lineage: Eukaryota; Viridiplantae; Streptophyta; Magnoliopsida; Magnoliales; Magnoliaceae. The transcript is spliced from 5 exons.